Molecule: messenger RNA, 1083 nt
Organism: Camelina sativa (false flax)
Lineage: Eukaryota; Viridiplantae; Streptophyta; Magnoliopsida; Brassicales; Brassicaceae
Source: RefSeq, a predicted model, not a curated record
AUGUGGAGGCAUCAGGGAGUUACGGCUAAAGAGAUGCUCACUGCAAGAACCACCAAUGGGAACAAAGCAUUCCUCUCUUUCAAAGAAAUUUGUGAUUGGGGUCAGUGUGGGCAUAGCUUUGCUUUUUUGCUGUUCACAACAUCAUUUUUUCUACGCCGGUUCAGAAAAAGAAAGAGAACCCUUGAGACCAAUGAUUCUACUCCUUUCACUUUGGGGGCCUUUCAUGAAAACAUAAGUUAUGGAGAUCUUCAAAAUGCAACAGAUGGCUUCUCUUCGAACAAUUUGAUUGGGUCAGGUAGUUUUGGUACUGUGUUUAAGGCAUUGCUCCCUCCGGAGAACAAAGUUGUUGCGGUGAAAGUUCUUAACAUGGAGAAACGUGGAGCAAUGAAGAGUUUUAUGGCAGAAUGUGGAUCCCUCAAGGACAUAAGGCAUCGUAAUCUUGUGAAACUAUUGACGGCUUGCGCUAGUAUUGAUUUCCAUGGUAACGAAUUCAGAGCUCUCAUUCUCAUAUAUGAGUUCAUGCCGAGUGGAAGCUUGGAUAUGUGGCUGCACCCUGAGGAAGUCGAAGAGACUCGUAGGCCCUCGAGAACCUUGACACUUCUUGAAAGAUUUAAUAUUGCCAUAGACGUCGCUUCUGUUCUGGACUACCUUCAUGUUAAUUGUCAUGAGCCUAUAGCUCAUUGUGAUCUUAAGCCAAGCAACGUCCUUUUAGAUGAUGAUCUAACAGCCCAUGUUAGCGACUUUGGUCUGGCUCGUCUUCUCCUCAAAUUCGACGAGGAUUCCUUCUUCAACCAAUUAAGCUCGGCCGGGGUCAGAGGAACCAUCGGCUAUGCCGCACCAGAAUACGGAGUGGGAGGACAACCAUCGAUAUUUGGUGAUGUGUAUAGCUUUGGGGUUCUCGUUUUGGAAAUGUUUACUGGAAAAAGACCAACCAAUGAGUUAUUUGGGGAAAACUUUACCCUCCAAAGCUACGCCAAGUUGGCGUUGCCUGAAAGAGUACUGGACAUUGCAGACAAAUCGACUCUUCAUGUUUUUCUGUGUAAAACAUAUGAAUCUUUGCUUGUUUUUCUGUGUAAAACAUAA